UCUUUAGUUUAGACAUGACGCCAUCGUGGCUAAAUAUGAAUACCACUGCAGUGAACCAGUCUGACUGCCCAGAAGUGAAAGUCCCCUUCCCCAUCUUCUUCACCAUCGGUGUGGUGAGCCUGGUUGAAAACCUGCUGAUCGUAGUCGCCAUCAUAAGAAACAGGAACCUCCACUCGCCGAUGUACUGCUUUAUCUGCAGCCUGGCGGCCUUUAACACCAUCGCCAGCCUCAGCAAAACCUGGGAGAACCUGAUGAUUGUGCUGGCAGAGAACGGACACCUGAAGAAGACCGGAUCCUCUGAGACCAAGCUUGACGAUGUGAUGGACUCCCUGCUGUGCAUGUGCUUUGUGGGAUCCAUAUUCAGCUUCACGGCCAUUGCUGUGGACCGUUACAUCACCAUCUUCCACGCUCUUCAGUACCACAACAUCAUGACUAUGCAGCGUGUGAGGGCCAUCUUAGGACUUAUCUGGACUACAUGUGGGGUGUGCGCUGUGCUCAUGGUUAAAUUCUUCGAAUCAAAGUUCAUCAUGAUUUGCUUCAUCGUCUUUUUCUUCAUCUCCUUGGCGAUUAUCUGCUUCCUCUAUGUCUACAUGUUCAUUCUCGCUCGCAGCCACGCCAGGGAGAUUGCUGCUCUGCCGUCCAGCAGCAAGGGGAGGAGGAGUCGACGUCAGUGGUGGAGGGGCAGCAUGAGAGGGGUCCUGACUCUCACCAUCCUGUUCGGGACCUUAGUGGUAUGUUGGGCCCCAUUUUUCGUCCACCUGACCAUCCUCAUGGUGUGCCCCAUGAAUCCGUAUUGUGAGUGCUACCGCUCGCUGUUCGAGCUGCAUUUAUUGCUGAUGAUGAGCCACGCCCUCAUUGACCCGGCCAUCUACGCCUUUCGCAUGACUGAGCUCAGACACACCUUUAGGAAGAUGCUGCUCUGCUCAUAA
Messenger RNA from Cheilinus undulatus (humphead wrasse), 929 nucleotides. It is a transcript of the gene mc2r, whose product is annotated as melanocortin 2 receptor. Gene Ontology annotation, biological process: G protein-coupled receptor signaling pathway. Gene Ontology annotation, molecular function: melanocortin receptor activity. The coding region runs from base 15 to 929 and encodes 304 amino acids. Gene Ontology annotation, cellular component: membrane. Lineage: Eukaryota; Metazoa; Chordata; Actinopteri; Labriformes; Labridae. The transcript has 2 exons. The record is from RefSeq and is a predicted model, not a curated record.